This is a messenger RNA of Protomyces lactucae-debilis, 186 nucleotides long. RefSeq lists its product as uncharacterized. Bases 1 to 186 code for a protein of 61 amino acids. Lineage: Eukaryota; Fungi; Ascomycota; Taphrinomycetes; Taphrinales; Protomycetaceae. The transcript has 3 exons. The record is from RefSeq and is a predicted model, not a curated record.
AUGUCAGACAAGAAGGAACAGCAGUUUGGUAUCGACAAGACCAUGAUGCCCGAGCACGAGACAGACCCCAAACACACACACGGACCAGUCGGCGGCGUGAGGCUCGACGAGGAGCAGGUGUCUACAUUGGAGGCGCCCAAGACGAAGGAGGAGCUGAAGGAGGCAGCCAGGGAGCUGAACAAGUAG